AUGUCCGACGAAGAGGUCGUCGUGAACAAGAACAAGGCGCACAGGAAGGACAAGCCAUGGGAUACCGAUGAUAUCGACCAUUGGAAGAUCGACCCCUUCACCCCCGCCGACAACAAGGGCGGCACAUUCUUCGAGGAAUCAUCGUUCGCCACCUUGUUCCCCAAGUACCGUGAAAAGUACCUGAAGGAGGUAUGGGGUGCGGUCACUCGGGCAUUGGAUCACCACGGUGUCGCAUGCACCCUCGACUUGGUUCACGGUUCUAUGGCUGUACGGACGACACGAAAGACUUACGACCCUUACAUCAUUCUCAAAGCGCGCGACAUGAUCAAGCUACUAGCUCGUGGUGUCGCCGUCGCUCAAGCAGUCAAGAUCCUCGACGACAACAUGGCAUGCGACAUCAUCAAGAUCGGCAGCUUGGUACGGAAUAAGGAGCGCUUUGUGAAGCGGCGGCAGAGGAUUAUCGGGCCGGAUGGGAGUACGCUGAAGGCAAUCGAGUUGUUGACCCAGUGCUACGUCCUCGUGCAAGGUAGCACCGUCAGUGUCAUGGGUCCUUACAAGUCCUUGAAGGAGGUCCGCCGCAUCGUCCUCGACUGCAUGAAGAACAUCCACCCCAUCUACCGAAUAAAGGAACUCAUGAUCCGCCGUGAACUCGCCAAAGACCCCAAGCUCGCCAACGAGUCCUGGGACCGCUUCCUCCCCGCCUUCCGCAAGCGCCACCUCAAGACGAGCGAGAAGACCGCGAAGAAGAACGAGCGCGCCGCAGCGAAGGGCGAGGCGCGCGCAGCCGCCGGCCUCGACCCGGAGAAGGUGGAGAAAGAGAAGAGCAAGAAGAAGGUGUACACGCCGUUCCCGCCGCCGCAACAGCCGAGGAAGGUGGACUUGCAGCUGGAGAGUGGAGAGUACUUCUUGAAGCCGAAGGAGCGGGAGGCGAAGGAGGCGCAGAAGAGGAAGGAGAAGCAAGCAGACGUUGCAGCGCAACGGCAGGCGGAGCGCGAGGCGGCAUAUGUCGCACCCGCAGAGGAUGCGGCACCGACGGUCGAGGAGAAGAGGAAGAGGAAACGACACGUGGAGGAAGGGCAGGAGCCGGAGGGGAAGAAGGAGAAAAAGUCCAAGAAGGCGAAGGCGACCGAGGACGCACUGGCAGGAGAGGAGACGAAGAAAAAGAAGAAAAAGCACCGGCACGCGGAGGACGAGAAUUAA
Schizophyllum commune H4-8 is the source of this 1200-nucleotide messenger RNA. Its product is annotated as 90S preribosome/SSU processome component KRR1. Bases 1 to 1200 code for a protein of 399 amino acids. Gene Ontology annotation, cellular component: nucleolus; small-subunit processome. NCBI's taxonomy places the organism in Eukaryota, Fungi, Basidiomycota, Agaricomycetes, Agaricales, Schizophyllaceae. The record is from RefSeq and is a predicted model, not a curated record. Gene Ontology annotation, molecular function: RNA binding. The transcript has 8 exons.